AACACACAGCCAGCUGUCGUUGAUCUGUUGUGGUCUUGUUUUCAUUAACUAGCUUAGCCAACCAACUAGCAUGUGCGGCCUACAAUAACAGUGAGACAGGGGAAUCGACUAUGCUAGCUACAUGCCAUAAGUAAUGCUAAUUUUGCAAACUAACGCGUAAAUGUUCCAAUGCAUUGGCAGCAUUGGAGACCUAGGUAACUCGCGCCUGUUGAAGACGUUGGUUCACUUUUCAGCUAGCUAGCUGGACUCUGACCAUUUCUGUGCGUUGAUGUGUGUGAUAGCCAGCGUCCAACGUUAACUAGAGCUAACCAUAACUUUUCAAGUAGUAACAUUAGCUAGCUAGUAGAACAAAACAGCCAUUGUGUGGCUCGUUCAAUCUGGGACUGAUGUCUCGAAGUUUGUCAUGGAGUUGUCAGUCUGGAUUGCUUUUCUUUACAUAGCAAUAAUUUGGUUUUUGGCUAGCUAGCCAACAACCUUGAGUCAAAACACCUUCAGCUAGCUAGUUAAUCUUUUACUUACAACUCGUUUUUAGGCCGACCUAGCUAGUAGCAAGCUAUCUCUAGAAAUACAUGUGCACUAAGUUAUUGCUGUGCAUGCCUUCUAUGCUUUUCAAGAUGACCUUUUACCGCGGUGCACCUGAACAGUGAGUGUCUCCAGUCCACUGGCACUGUUGGGCGCUUGCAAAGUGUCAAGUUGUAUUAGUAGGCAGGGCUAAUCCGUUCGUGAUUCUGGUAUAUCAUCAAAAUAAAUCAAUCGCAGCACGUUUUUGGACUCAUACAGCAGUUUUUACCUGGUUAAGUACAAUACCGUUGGGAACUAGAUGGUAACUUUACAAGUAAAGUUCUGGGGCUUGCUUUAGCUCUUUACAAGUAUUUUGGUGGUAAUGGAAGAAGUUUAAAAAGUUUUACUUUACUAUUUAAAGCAAAGCAGUUACAUAUAGUAAAUGUUAAAUUUAGUAGUUUCAUUACUCUAAUAGACGACUAUAUCAACCUUAUUACUUUGGAUUGUGGGGCAGUUAGAUCACAAAAAUGUCUACACUACAGUAGUUGCGUGUGAACUGAAAGAAGAAAGGACAAAGAGAUCUUCUGUCACAACAUGGGAAUAAAAGGUAGCAAUCGGACCCAGUAGGAGCGAACGCCACCACCAUGUACUCGGAGUGGAGGUCUCUGCACCUGGUGGUGCAGAGCGACCAGGGCCACCUGAGUGUCCUUCACUCGUACCCUCCGGCAGUUGGGCGCGAUGUGGCCAAUGCAGUGGUUAAACCCCUGGGGGUGACCCUGGGCACCCCAUCCACUGACAACCUGCUCAAGACAGACAAAGAGGUGAAGUGGACGAUGGAGGUGCUCUGCUACGGCCUGACCCUUCCUCUGGACGGGGACACGGUCAAGCUGUGUGUGGACGUCUACACGGACUGGAUGAUGGCGCUGGUCACUCCUCGCAACUCCAUCCCCCAGCCCAUCGUCAAGGAGCCCAACUUCUACGUGCAGACCAUCCUCAAACACCUCCACAACCUCUUCAUGCCCAGGCCGGAGCACUACAGCCCCAUGCACUUCCGGCUGUGCCAGCAGGUGCUGACGGCAGUGCUGAAGCUGGCCAGGGAUUCGGGCAGCGGCAUGGCCCGGGAGACCUGGGAGGUGUUGCUGCUCUUCCUGCUACGCAUAAAUGACACUCUGCUAGCCCCGCCCACUGUCGGAGGUGGGAUAGCGGAGAAGCUGGCUGAGAAGCUGAUCAGCGUUCUGUUUGAGGUGUGGUUCAUGGCCUGCACACGCUGCUUCCCCACGCCGCCCUACUGGAAGACGGCCAGGGAGAUGCUGGCCAACUGGAGGCACCACCCGCCCGUGGUGGAGCAGUGGAGCAAGGUCAUUGCUGCCCUCACCUCCAGACUGUUGCGGUUCACCUACGGUCCGUCCUUCCCUCUGUACAAAGUCCCAGAGGAGGAGGCCAACCUCAUCCCUACUGAGAUGGACAAUGACUGUGUGGCUCAGACCUGGUUCCGCUUUCUGCACAUGCUGAGUAACCCGGUGGACCUGAGCAGCCCUUUGACGGUCAGCUCCACGCCAAAGUUCCAGGAGCAGCUGCUGGGGGUGAGCGGCGUACCCCAGGAGGUGAUCCAACAUCACCCCUGUCUCAAGCAACUGCCCCAGAUCUUUUUCAGGGCCAUGAGGGGGGUCAGCUGCCUGGUGGACGCCUUCCUGGGUGUUGGGGUCGCAAAGAGAGAGAUUCGAGAGAAACUGCCCUCUUAUGUUUCUUCUUCUUCGUCCCCAGAAACAGCGCUAGUGUCUCUCUCUCCCUCAGGAGUGACAGUUUCUCCUAGGACCAAUAUACGUGACAGACUUCCCUCUCUAGGUGCCGCCGUGUCUAGGAACAAUUUCCGAGAAAGGCUUCAAUCCAUGCCCUCCUAUGGUAUCUCCCGCCCCCGGUCGGACAGUGCCCCGCCCACCCCUAUCAACAGACUGAGCGUGCCGCCGCCCCCCACCACCACCAACACCACGCCCCCUCACAGCCGCCGCAACAAACCCACGGGGGUCAUCAAGACGGCCAGUAAAACCUCCACAGCGAAUAUGACGCACCAACCCAAAGUGUCCCACCAGCCGUCCUCCACCUCUCCCCUGUCCAGCCCCAACCUGACCAGCUCUGAGCCCCGGCCGCUGCCCGCCCCCACUAGGCCCAAGGUCAACAGUGUCCUCAACCUGUUUGGCCAGUGGCUGUUUGACGCCGCACUGGUGCACUGCAAGCUCCACACGGGCCUGAGCCGAGACAAUAGCUUGACUGCCCUGGCCACUCAGGCGGGUGUAGAGCCGAGGAGGCAGGGCUCCCAGAUGUCCACAGACACCAUGGUGUCCAACCCCAUGUUCGACGCCAACGAGUUCCCCGACAACUAUGAGUCGGGCCGGGCCGAGGCCUGUGGGACCCUCUGCAGGAUCUUCUGCAGCAAGAAGACCGGCGAGGAGAUCCUGCCCGUUUACCUGUCCAGGUUCUACAUGGUUCUGAUCCAGGGCCUCCAGAUCUCCGACUACAUCUGCCGACCGGUCCUAGCCAGCAUCGUCCUCAACUCCUCUGCCCUCUUCUGCUCCGACCUGAAGGGCAUCAACGUGGUGGUCCCCUACUUCAUCUCUGCCCUGGAGAACAUCCUCCCCGACCGAGAGCUGUCAAAGUUUAAGACCUACGUGAACCCUACAGACCUGAGGAGAGCCUCCAUCAACAUCCUGCUGUCCAUGCUGCCUCUGCCACACCACUUUGGCAACGUCAAGUCAGAGGUGCUCUUGGAGGGAAAGUUCAGCAACGACGACAACUCACUGCAUGACAAGGCUGUCUCCUUUGUCUCCCUCAAGCUGCGAUUGGUCAACAUCCUAAUAGGAGCACUACAGACGGAGACAGACCCCACCAACACGCAGAUGAUCCUGGGUGCAAUGCUCAACAUUGUCCAAGACUCCGCUCUCCUGGAGUCCACCUGCGCCCAAGCGGAGGGCAUUGUGGACGGCAGCCACGCGCUGACCAAGAGCCACAGCAGGAACACCAGCGGGGGCAGCUCCGAGGCCACCACCCCCGACAGAGAGAGGCCCACCCAGGCCCUCCUCAGGGACUACGCUCUCCACACAGAUACAGCAGCCGGCCUGCUGAUCCGCAGCAUCCACCUGGUCACCCAGAGGCUCAACUCCCAGUGGAGGCCCGACAUGAGCAUCUCCCUGGCCGCCCUGGAGCUGCUGGCCGGCCUUGCCAAGGUGAAGGCGAGUGUGGAGUCUGCAGACCGUAAACGUGCGAUCAGCUCGGUGUGCGGUUACAUCGUGUACCAGUGCAGCCGGCCGGCCCCCCUCCACUCCAGAGACCUCCACUCUAUGAUCGUGGCAGCCUUCCAGUGCCUGUGUGUGUGGCUGAUAGAACACCCUGACAUGCUCAAUGAAAAGGACUGUUUGAUAGAGGUCCUGGAGAUCGUGGAGCUGGGCAUAUCGGGCAGCAAGUCCAAGACGGGUGACCAGGAAGUGAGGUACAAAGGGGACAAGGAGCACAACCCGGCCUCCAUGAGGGUGAAGGAUGCUGCUGAGGCCACCCUGUCAUGUAUAAUGCAAGUCCUGGGGGCGUUCCCGUCGCCUAGCGGCCCCGCCUCCCCCUGCAGCCUGCUGAACGAAGACACCCUGAUCAAGUACUCCAGGCUGACCUCCACCAACCACAAGAACUUCCGAUACUUUGUCCUGGACAACUCUGUCAUCCUGGCCAUGCUGGAGCAGCCGCUGGGCAAUGAACAAACAGAUUCCUGUCCGUCCGUGACCAUGUUGAUCAGGGGGAUGUCUGGGAGACACGCCUGGACCAUGCAGCUCUUCCAUCAGCCCAGGGAGGCCCGCGCCAGCCACAAGCAGGUGUUUGUCCCAGAGAGCCGGCCCACUCCCAAAAAUGACGUGGGGAUCCGGUUCAACGUCAAACACAGACCCUUCCCUGAAGAAGUGGACAAAAUUCCAUUUGUGAAAGCGGACCUGAGCAUUCCGGACCUGCACGAUAUCAUAGAUAAGGAGCUGGAGAUGCAGCACACCAAGCUGUGGGGUGUGAUGGCCAAGCAGAUUGAGUAUGAAACAACACUGGAGCAUGGCAGCGAGGAGCGCUGGUGCAACAAGAGCUUCCCAGACCCGCUGACAGACUGCAAGCCCCCACCGCCCUCAGAAGAGUUCCAGACCGCCCGCCUUUUCCUGUCGCACUUUGGUUUCCUGUCGCUGGAGGCACUCAAGGAGCCCGGCAACAGUCGCCUACCUCCCCACCUGAUUGCACUGGACUCUGGGUUGCCGGGCUUCUUUGAUGACAUGAGCUACCUGGACCUGCUGCCCUGUCGGCCCUGUGACACAGUCUUCCUCUUCUACAUGAAGGCUGGCCAGAAGAGCAGCCAGGAGAUCCUGAGGAACGUGGAGUCUAGCUCCAACGUGCAGCACCACUUCCUGGAGUUCCUGCUGUCGCUGGGCUGGCCCGUGGAGGUGGGGCAGCACCCGGGCUGGACGGGCAGUGUCUACACCAGCUGGUCCAUCAACAACAACAACAGCAACAAUAACAGAGACAGUAGCCCACCAGAUGACGUGGUCACCCUGGGAGACACGGGCGGGGGCGUGUUCAACGGAGAGAAGGGGGUGCUGUACUAUGCAGACGCCUUGACCGAAAUCGCCUUUGUCGUUCCCUCGCUCACAGAGUCCUCCGCAGAGUGGUCAGAGAACAGUUUCCCCACGGGAGACCCAGACUCUCAGAUGGACCUGCUGCCCAGCCUGCUGAAACAGUCCAACCUCACACUGGACCUCUUCCCCAACCACUCAGACAAUGUGGCCCCUGCGCAGAGGAGUCCCACAGUGAAGUCUAAAAAGAUGCCAUCUGGCAGGACUAUCCCUCCAAUGGGGCCCGAGACCAAAGUACUGGUAGUCUGGGUGGAGCGCUACGACGAUAUUGAUAACUUUCCCCUGGCCGACCUGCUGGUAGAGACGAGCACUGGAGUGGAGACCACAGCCAACAGUAGCACCUCCACAAGGCCCACAUCGUCAGGUCAGGACGUGCAGGUGAUCUUCAUCCACCCUCUGAGGACCGGACUGUUCCGGAUCCGCCUGCACGGGGCCCUGGGCAAGUUCAGCAUGGUCGUCCCCCUGGUGGACGGCAUGGUGGUCAGCAGAAGGUCACUAGGGUUCCUGGUGAGACAGACGGUGAUCAACGCGUGCCGGCGAAAGCGGCUGGAGAGUGACUCGUACAACCCGCCGCACGUGCGUCGGAAACAGAAGAUCGCUGAGGUGGUGAACCGGUACCGCAACAAGCAGUUGGAGCCUGAGUUCUACACCGCCCUCUUCCAGGAGGUCGAAGAGAGCAGCCUCAACCCCUGAAUCCACCCCCCGGUGAACUUUGACCUUUCACCUCGCUCCCGAGACUGAGAGACUGUCACAAAUAUUCUAUAUUUAUAACAAAUAUUUUUCCUCUCUUUACUUUUGUUAUGUAUAUUAUCAGCACUUGGCCACGUUGCAAUUCGACUUGAGGUCAACAAUUUAUUUUAUUUCUAUGCUGACUCACCGCAGCCACGGCACCUGAACAUCUUCGUUUUUUCUAUCUAGACUCCACAGGAGGCUGGUGGCACCUUAACUGGGGAGAACAGGCUCGUGGUAAUGGCUGGAGCGGAACAGGUGGAAUGGUA
Messenger RNA from Coregonus clupeaformis (lake whitefish), 6145 nucleotides. RefSeq names its product ral GTPase-activating protein subunit beta-like. The transcript is spliced from 33 exons. The coding region runs from base 1146 to 5840 and encodes 1564 amino acids. Gene Ontology annotation, molecular function: GTPase activator activity. Gene Ontology annotation, biological process: activation of GTPase activity; regulation of small GTPase mediated signal transduction. Lineage: Eukaryota; Metazoa; Chordata; Actinopteri; Salmoniformes; Salmonidae. The record is from RefSeq and is a predicted model, not a curated record.